Andrographis paniculata is the source of this 591-nucleotide messenger RNA. Its product is annotated as auxin-responsive protein IAA33. Bases 1 to 579 code for a protein of 192 amino acids. The record is from RefSeq and is a predicted model, not a curated record. Gene Ontology annotation, molecular function: protein binding. Gene Ontology annotation, biological process: regulation of DNA-templated transcription. Lineage: Eukaryota; Viridiplantae; Streptophyta; Magnoliopsida; Lamiales; Acanthaceae. Gene Ontology annotation, cellular component: nucleus. The transcript has 2 exons.
AUGAGUAGCAGCUUUGAUUCUCAACGACACCAAACUUCCUUCAAAAGACCGCCGGCGCCGUCGCCGGCGCCGCCGUGGCAAGACCGGCGAUUAAUCACAGCCGUCGAAGCGAGUUUCUUCCACCUGCAUCCGACGGCCAAUCCGAAUCCGGCGAUUAACGCCUCCCCGCUGCAGCGCCAUCCAUCGUCGUCGUUCUUCGCCGACGACGACGAGCUGGUGGCGGCGGUGGUGCCGCCGGUGACGGUUGUGCUGGAAGGGCGGUGCAUCUGCCAGCGCAUCAGCCUCCAUAAACAUGGCAGCUACCAGAGCCUGGCGAGGGCUCUCCGCCAGAUGUUCCUCGACGUCGUCGCCGUCGCCGUCGCCGUCGACGGAUCUGAGGAUUCCGAUCACCGGCGUAGCUCCGCCGGCGAUGCUGACGUUGAUCUGGAGAACGCCAUUCCGGGAUACGUGAUCGCUUACGAGGACAUGGAAAAUGAUCUUCUUCUCGCCGGCGACCUUAACUGGAAGGACUUUGUAAGAGUGGCCAAAAGAAUCCGAAUAUUGCCGGCAAAGGCUAAGUCAAGAAAGUUACACAAAUAAUUGGACUAUAUC